AAUUUAUUUUUUUGUCGUCACACUAAAAAAAUUACUCUCAGAGGGAAAGAAACUCAGAUCCAAAUCCGUUCGUAAAUUCUCCGACCGACCAACAUCACCGCUCCGAUGGAAAAUUCCGAUUCGAAGAUUGCGGAACUGACUGAAUCGCGGCAGGAGCUUCUCGGCAGAAUCCAGAAUCUGAAACAGGAUCUGCAGAACUGGAGAACGAAGCUCGACGGUCAAGUGAAGGUCUACCGUGAUGAGCUCUCACAGCUUAAACAAUCACUUACUACUGAAGUUGAGCAACUCCGAACAGAAUUUCAAGACCUGAGGACCACUCUCCAACAGCAGCAAGAAGAUGUUACGGUCAGCCUAAAAAACUUAGGGCUGCAGGAUGAUUCAGGGGAAACGAAAGAGGCCGGAAGUCCAAGAAAUGCGGUGAUAGCUCAAGAUUUGCCAUAAGAGAACAAUGGUAUUACAUUAUUAUGUGUGACUAUCAUCCCAUUUAGUGUUAUUACAUUUAUUAUUACUAUAUGUCUGAAAGGGUUGCCGAUUUGUCCGAGAUUUCGAUGAAACUCUCAUCCAAAAUUUUCGACAUUUGCCCAGGAUCACUAAUAGUGAUACUGAGUAGUUAUGUUCUUUAUUUUCUUUUUAA
Messenger RNA from Erythranthe guttata (spotted monkey flower), 634 nucleotides. RefSeq names its product uveal autoantigen with coiled-coil/ankyrin. The record is from RefSeq and is a predicted model, not a curated record. Lineage: Eukaryota; Viridiplantae; Streptophyta; Magnoliopsida; Lamiales; Phrymaceae.